Molecule: messenger RNA, 538 nt
Organism: Prorocentrum cordatum
Lineage: Eukaryota; Dinophyceae; Prorocentrales; Prorocentraceae
Source: the annotation of a GenBank genome assembly
CUCGAGACGGAGGCCAGGCCGGCCGUGUACAUAGCCGCCACGGGCUGGCCCCGCCCGUGUACAGAGGGGCCGGAUGAGAUGGGGCGUCGGCCUUGCUUUCGCGCAGCUGCCGCUGAAAAGAUUUUACAAGUACGUCCUCAAGCGCUUGAUCGGAGGCUUCCUCAAGCACGACAUAGACCUCGAACAGCUGGACGUGCAGCUUUACCACGGCAUCGUGCAGCUGAAAUCAUUAGAGCUGGAUGUCGCGCAGUUCAACCUUGCCGCAAUGGGCACGGGCAUUAUGCUGCACUUCGCCAGCGGCCUUGUCGGCUGCAUCAAGAUGGACAUACCGUGGCGGCACCUGCUGCGAGAUCACUGCAAGGUCUGGAUUAGUGGCGUGGACAUCGUCCUGGCCAAGGACGCCUCGGUUGCCGUGGCGGCGGCCACCGCAGCAGCUGCCGCAGCAGGCUGCGCUGGCGGUGGUGGCCCAAGCGGCGACUCAGCGGAGCAAGCAGCAGGCGGCGACUCCCGGGACGCGCAGACCAGGCGCCGACGGGGC